AUGGCCGGACGUCACACACAGGCACGGUUUGAGUUCAGCCUCAGGAAAAACAUGACACCUCAUGAUAUCGCAGACAUGUUCAACGACUUUGCUGAAGACUUUGAAGAGGUAUAUUCAAGCAUUGGUUGGAGACCUUAUGAAGUUGUCGGAGACUUCAUGGCUAAAAUUAUCCCAGAGGAAAAUAGAUCAAAACUAAAAGUCUUGGAUGUUGGAGCUGGCACAGGACUUCUUGGAAAUAAGCUAAAGAAUCAUGGGUUCACACACGUUGAUGCUUUGGAUCCAGCAGAGAAGAUGCUGAAUGUGGCCAAAAGGCGCAAGAUCUACCAAAGAUACCUCUGUGCCUUUAUGAACAAAGACAGAAACGAUGCCAUAGAAACGGGUGGUCGAAUCACUUUCACGGUUCCAACCAAGUUAAUCAACAACUCGGACAACUUACGGGACCGGUUACUUCCCCUUAUAGACCAGUUGGCGGAAGAGGGCGUGUGGAAGGUCACUUCCGUUGCACUCGGAGAUGGAGAACUUUCUUUCACAGACGGUCCGGGGACUUUGUUUAGUUUGAAGGUUCUUGUGUCAGAAAAGAAGUUUUAA
Molecule: messenger RNA, 588 nt
Organism: Haliotis rubra (blacklip abalone)
Lineage: Eukaryota; Metazoa; Mollusca; Gastropoda; Lepetellida; Haliotidae
Exons: 4
Coding region: 1-588 (195 amino acids)
Source: RefSeq, a predicted model, not a curated record